GAUCCAAGGAGGAAAGAAAAAAAAAACUCGCCCUCGCUUCAGAAAACACAACACAGAAAACACAAUCCGUACAUCGUCAGCAGUCAAGAAGCAGCACUGCAAUGGCAACCACCAACGACGAUGGAAGCAGCGAAGCACCAACCGUUACCGAUGCCGAAAAUCGCGAGCGYCAGGAGGCAGAAUUCGAGUUCAUUGAAGCCGCCUACUCGCCUGACGAGGCGUGGGUGGUCCUAGCUUCGCCACCGCCGGGGAACGGAGGCGCGAAAAAGAACCACGGUCCUCGCAGCAAUCAGAUCCAUCGGAGRCUCGAGCUUCCGCUGGACGAUCACGAUAACGUCGGMGAUGGGAAUGACGAUGGUGACKAUGAUGGUUCCCMGAGCAGGAGCGGCAUAUCUGUAGAACUGAUACUGACGCUUCCUCUGACUUACCCAAGCGACGAAASAGCCCCGCUGGAAAUCAAUGCGUCUCUGAUGAGCCGGAACAGUCGAAACAUCCCAAGCAAAACCCAGAGCAACCAUGUGGAUGCUUCGAUGUACCGCAAACUGGCCAUGGAUUCGCUUCCGAACUUGCUGCAAGCCUGUCGGGGCACCGCACUCGAAACCGCGGGAACCGAGUCGGUCUUUGUCGUUUUGUCGAGGGCGGAACAAUGGAUCGACGAGGAUUGGUCCGAGCUGCGGCGAACGGUACCGACAUCCGGAGGCAGUAAUCGGAAUUCUUCGGCACAACACUCGUCUGCAGCGGGAACUACCAACGACAGAGACAAACUCCCGUUGUUUCUGGGGCGAAAACUUAUCUACUCCCACCACAUCAUUGCCAAAGCAAAGCGCAAGGCCAUUUCGGAUCUGGCCAAGGACUACCAACUCGGAGGAUUCUUCAAGAUUGGUUGGCCAGGUAUCAUUGUGAUCGAGGGGGAAGAGGAAAACUGCAAUUCCUUUUGCGAUGAGAUUCGAUCCAUGCGGUGGCAAUACCUAGUGAUACGGGGGGAGGAGCGGGAAGCCGUGCCAGCCGCCGCAACUGCUCUGAGUGGAAACACRGCUAUCGCGGACAAGGRAACCACCGAGACGAGGUUGAGUCGGCUCCGGAAAUUUCCAUUGCAAAUGAAGGAACUGGGGGAAGACCAGAUGUCACACCUGUCAGAGAUAUGCCGAAAGGUCGGCCUCGAAGACUUGUUUCUCACCUCGAUGAAAAUCUACAAUCGAAACAGCAACACCGGGAAARGUAGCAGGGACGAGGACGACGGCGAAGACGAAGACGAAACAAACACAAACACAAACACCACAAAGAGCCACAAAAACACUUGUGACUACGGAACCCUGGUGCUGGUCGACCACAUGAAUGAUCCAAAGGGGUACACCAAAUGGAUUCGAAAAACCUGUCAAUCUUCGGGAUGCCGGUGUGCGGUACUCGCGAGCUCUGUUGGCAGCAAUGAAGAUCCUGCUAGGAGCAGCGGCAGCAACCAACACCGACCUACUAUUUUUGUGGCACUCUAUGCGAGCGAGGCAUCCUCKGUGAAACAAGUGCUCAAGCGAUGGAGGACGAGCAAGGUCGAUAUCGAUUCGAGGGGAACCCCCUGCCUUGAGCGCAAAAUGGAUAUUCUCGUCGAAGGUGAACUCCCGAUUGCUGAAACCGGACCAACGAUGGCGCUAGCUUCAUUCGCAUCGUCGCUAGCAGGAUGCUCCUUAGRUUCCARCAGCAGCAAGAACAACCCAGGCAAGCCUCCAUCGGAARCUACAAUUUAUACCGUUAUAGACAACGAAAACAACCGGAAAAUGCUCACCAUAGACCAAACGGAAUCCUUAUUGCAUUCGAUCGGUGGUUCCCCAUGGAAAGAAACCUUUCGAGGCACGACCCAGAAUCGUCCCAGCGGUGGCAGCAAGAGCAAAGCCAAAGGCAMCACAAAGCGAUGAUCCGGAUGAUAUUCUACCGAUCUGGAUGGAUUCCGUAAGUCUAAAAAUGAAUGGUUGGACCGACCUUCUUAGCUAGAACAAAUUGACAAGUGUCGC
Messenger RNA from Pseudo-nitzschia multistriata, 2003 nucleotides. Lineage: Eukaryota; Bacillariophyta; Bacillariophyceae; Bacillariales; Bacillariaceae. The record is from the annotation of a GenBank genome assembly.